Messenger RNA from Chironomus riparius, 777 nucleotides. NCBI's taxonomy places the organism in Eukaryota, Metazoa, Arthropoda, Insecta, Diptera, Chironomidae. The record is from the annotation of a GenBank genome assembly.
AUGUUGAAAAUCGUAUUUCUCGUACUUUGUUUAAUUUUUGUAUCACGCGGAUGUCGAGUGAUUGAGCAAAGAGCUAAUGGAGUUACUACAAAACGUGAAGAUUCUUCUCACUUAGUAUUAUUGGAAGCAUAUAUCGUUUACGAGAAGAACUACUUUUGUUCUGGCUCCUUAAUAUCACCUAAAUUUGUUCUGACAAGUGCAUACUGUCUUUUUGGAAUCACCUUUGUUAAUGUGCAUGUCUAUGCUAAUAAAUUGAGAGACGAGUUUGAGGAGAAGAGAUCUAUUUAUAGAGUCAGCAAUUCAGAUUUCAUGCUUGGACCACAAUUUGAUGGACUUCAACAUUUGAAUGAUGUUGGCUUGAUCAGAAUGCCUGAUUCCUUUACAGCCAAGACUUACAUAGCAUAUGCUCAAUUGCCUACUACUCCACUUGUUGUUGGAACUGAAAUUAAAACUUAUGGCUGGGGUCUACUCAAAUUUGUUGAUGAUCAUGCAGCAUCAUAUAAGCAAGAACUUCCACUAAGAAUCCUCAGUGAAGUUGAAUGCGUAGAAGCAUAUCCAAACUUAAAUUGGAGUCAAGGAUAUCAAGGACGGCUUUGUGUAAAAGCCAUUUCAGGCACGAAUUGUGUAUCAGACUUUGGAUCACCCUUUAUCGUUAACAAUGUCGUUUUUGGAAUUCAAUCUGCUGGACAAUCAGAAGCAUGUGAUGGAAAUCAACCAAAUUUGAUUCAAGACGUUUUCUAUCAUGCUGAUUGGAUUCAAGCACAAAUCGAGUUGUAA